This is a messenger RNA of Exophiala viscosa, 4641 nucleotides long. Its product is annotated as DNA-directed RNA polymerase. Lineage: Eukaryota; Fungi; Ascomycota; Eurotiomycetes; Chaetothyriales; Herpotrichiellaceae. The record is from RefSeq and is a predicted model, not a curated record. Gene Ontology annotation, cellular component: mitochondrial DNA-directed RNA polymerase complex. The coding region runs from base 169 to 4416 and encodes 1415 amino acids. Gene Ontology annotation, molecular function: DNA-directed RNA polymerase activity; mitochondrial promoter sequence-specific DNA binding. Gene Ontology annotation, biological process: mitochondrial transcription. The transcript has a single exon.
CUCAAUCACGAAUUCAUUCGACAUCUUCACCUCUAUCCCCUUUUUCGUUUUUGCUUUUAUCUGCUGUUUGGGGGCCAGCUGCUUUGAUAGUCUUCACUUUGACCACUAUCAUUGUAGUUUGUAUCUUUUCUCUUUCGCCCCCGAGUCCUGUGUGAAUUGUCUAGUGCCAUGCUCACGCGAGCGGCGCUGCGGCGAAGACACACUCUUCGUCAAGUCCAACAGGCAGCAGAAAACAUCCAAUUACCAUGGCUGUGCCCUACUCUCAUUCGGCCGCAUCGACCUCAACGGCAACAAAGGUCGAUUUCCUCGCGCCCAUCCGUAUCCCGCUCCAAAACUUCGCCUGCGCCCAUAACCCAGUCGAGACAUCUUGCCUCGCCGGCAGCAGCUCCCGAGAGCUUCGAUCGAAACGACGACUACAUUCCCUUCGUACAUAGCAAUGGAGAAUAUCCCGUCCCCCAUCGUUCAUCACGGCCUGCCACUGGCGACCUCACCCCGUUCGACCUGUCUCAGAUCCUCAUGCUGGAGAAUGGCGCCGAAGCCUCGCAAGAUCACGAUGGCACGGAUUAUGUUCCAGGAGUCAAUAUACGGAGGAAUAUAACGGAAGUUGAGGCGACUUUAGACGCUUGUCUGCAAGUACGUCGGUGGGAUCGUGCCUUUACCAUGCUGUCCCAGCUAUCGGCCUCGCAUCAAACCAACCCUACACGAGUCCAAAAUUCCUACAACAAGGUCUUCUCCGCCAUGAUCGACGACUUCCUUCGCAAUCACAAUAUGGCUCAUGAAAAACGUAUCAACGAAUGGAUUGAAGUUCAUAUGAGAAGAGCUGGUCUGGAGCCGGACGCAUGCACACUGGCCUUGAGGAUAAAAGUGGCCUUGGAGUCUUUGGGCGGAGGGAAGCGCACUCGCACGAUUCGCCGAUAUUGGGACAUGACAACAGAAAGUGGUCUGGAAAGCAAGGUACUAAGUCUUCGAGAAGUCCUCGACGAAAGAGAUCUUGGAAGACUCUCUCAGAUCUGCCCUCUGGAGGUGAAAUCUUUCCAAUCUAGGGACAUCUCAUCCCCGUCUCGCGACGUCUCCGCUGCUGGAAUCUCUAGACAUCACGUACAUGUGCGGGAGACAGAACAAAAAGGGAUGGGUCUGACUUCGUUAAGGACGUCCCUGGCCGUUUUUUCGGCAGAGACCAACCCCAGUCAGGAAGCUGAUCUAGAGGAGGAUCCCAGCAUCACUCGACAACGCCGACUCGAGCGAGACGCCAUCAAGUCCGCAGUGCAGCGAUGGAGAAUUGAACACGAAAAGAGAGCUCGAGGGGGCAUCACUGGCGAUUUGGCCCAUGGAAAAAUUGGAGCACUGCUUUGGCAAUGGCAUGAAAUAUUGGCCAGAAAAAUCACAAAGGAGAUCAAGACGGCGAAAGAGGAGGAUGGAGCUUCUGGGACAAAAUCCUCGCAGCAGAAACUGCGUGCCGAAUACUCUCCGUUUCUCGAGCUACUUCCUCCAGAGAAAGUCGCCGCUGUCACGUCAAUCGCUCUCAUGCAGAUGAUGAGCAAAAUGGGAGCAUCCAAGCCUGUGAAACUUGUGCGACUGGUCACCGAACUAGGGCAGGCGAUUGAAGUAGAAUAUGACGCUACCCAACUUGCUCGAAGAAAGGACGAGAUGUACAAGAUGAGGAAGAAGGUGCCAUAUGUCGACGAUCCAGGGGCCACGUGGAUGGCGACAACGGAUCAUCAGAUGCACAGGCGAACGCCACACCAUGCCGCCUUACCCCUGAAAUACACCAAAAACUGGUCCAAGACGAUACAUGUGAAGCUCGGGUCUAUUCUCUGUGAACUCAUGUUCGAUUCAGCAAGGAUUCUCAUUACUAAAGAGGACAAAGCUACUGGAAAGAAGAUGACCAUUGCUCAACCAGUCUUCAUCCAUGCUACUAGCUAUCAAAAGGGGCGCAGGGUCGGUGUGGUUUCCUUACAUGAAGAUUUUGUCAAAAUCCUCGUGUCGCAGCCAGCCCAGCAUCUCAUUGCCAAGCAGUUACCGAUGCUUUGCCCUCCCAAACCAUGGAACAACUUUGACGAAGGCGGGUAUCUGGAGUCGAAGCAACCAUUCUUGCGAGUCAAACAUCAUGAAAAUGCUCAGGCACAAUACGGGCUAGCUGCAGCGGAGAGAGGGGACCUUGAUCAGCUGUUUGCUGGCGUGGAUAUCCUUGGCAAGACUGGUUGGCGUAUCAACAAGCAAGUCUUCAAUGUCAUGGUCGAGGCGUGGAACAGCGGGCAAGAAGUCGCCAACUUGCCGCCAUUGGACAAAGUGUUUCCUGAAGUUGAGCGCCCGGGUGAGGAUGCCACUUCCAAAGAACGAUACGACUGGUUUGUAAAGAUGCGUCAAAUCGACAACGAGAAGAGCGGCAUCCAUUCCAACCGCUGUUUUCAGAAUUUCCAGAUGGAGAUCGCCAAGUCUUAUCUGGACGAGACAUUCUAUCUGCCUCACAAUGUGGACUUCCGCGGUCGAGCAUACCCUAUUCCUCCGUACCUGAAUCAAAUGGGUGCUGAUAACGCACGUGGAUUGUUGCUCUUUGACAGGGGACGCGAGCUUGGCCCUGAUGGUUUGCGUUGGCUCAAGAUCCAUCUGUCAAAUGUCUAUGGCUACGACAAGGCAAGCCUGGCCGAUCGUGCGCAGUUUCCUAUGAAUCAUAUUGAUGAUAUUUAUGAUUCGGUCAAGGACCCAUUGAACGGACGACGUUGGUGGCUUACCGCCGAGGACCCGUGGCAGUGUCUUGCUGCUUGUUACGAACUUACCAAUGCGCUCGACUCUGUAGACUCCACGAAGUUCGUGUCUCGACUGCCAAUUCACCAGGAUGGUUCAUGCAACGGUCUCCAGCAUUACGCUGCUCUCGGUGGAGAUGUUGCAGGUGCUCGACAAGUCAAUCUGGUGCCGGGCGACAAGCCGGCAGACGUCUACACUGGUGUCUGCGAAUUGGUCAAAGCCGAGAUCAAAGAAGAUGCGGCCAACGGUGAUCAUUUGGCGAAAUUGCUCGAUGGCAAAGUGACGAGAAAGGUUGUCAAACAGACCGUCAUGACAAAUGUCUACGGCGUCACAUUCCUUGGUGCCAUUCGUCAAGUUCGCAGGCAAGUGGAUGAUCUGCUCCCGGACAUCAAGGCGGCUCAGCUCUCCGGCAAAGCAUCGAGCUACAUUGCAAGAAAGAUCUUCAAAGGCUUGGGUGCCUUGUUCACUGGUGCGCAUGAGAUUCAAUACUGGCUUGGCGAUUGCGCCAACCGUAUUAGCUCAUCUAUCUCGCCAGCGCAACAAGACAAAAUGUACCAAAAGGAGUAUGAGACGGAUGCUGCGGAACAAGAACCACGACGACGCAAGAAGAGCAAAUCCAAGUCUUUGCUCGAGUCUAGCAAUUUCCAGUCUACAGUCAUCUGGACGACACCACUAAAGUUACCGGUCGUUCAGCCAUAUCGACUCAAUAAAGGCUUGAAGAUACAGACCAACCUGCAGAACAUCACCUUGGCCCAACCCAGCGUGGCAGAUUCGGUGAAUAAGCGGAAGCAACUGCAAGCAUUCCCCCCGAAUUUCAUUCACUCCCUGGAUGCCUCUCACAUGAUUCUUUCGGCGUUGAAGGCCAAUGAACUUGGACUGAGCUUCUCGGCUGUACAUGACAGCUUCUGGACGCAUGCCACUGACGUCAAUACCCUCAAUGUGCUUCUACGAGACUCAUUUAUCCGUAUGCAUAGCGAAGACAUAAUUGGUCGUCUUGCAGCUGAGUUCAAGAAGAGAUAUGAAGGUCAUUACUACUUGGCUCAAAUCAACAAGGGCAAUGUCCUUGGAAAGGCCAUCGCCGCCUACCGAGACCAAAUGGUGCAGCAAGGUGUAUUCAAACCGUCCAGAGGCGCUGAAGGUGUCUCCGAGCGACGGCAGCAGGAGCUGUUACGCGAGAUUCGCAGAAAGAAACUGCUCGAAAGUGAGGAUUCAAAAGAGCGAGAAGAAGGAGAGAAGAUGGUGACGGCGGCCACUUUAUUUGAACAGCAUGAUGGAGAAAAGUACCUAUUCCACCGGGAUUCGUUGGGCGAAACAGCCAUUGGCGUCAUCCCGGAGCAUGCGAAGGAAGCCACUGUGGAAGACGCCAUUCACGCAUCAGAGGUGGCCGGUGACGUUGAUAUCGCCAGUACCUUGGAUCCUCUGCGAGAUGCCGUGACCAAUGACGACGACAUGAUUGACUCUGACGAUUUGGGGGUUGCAAAGACGACUCCAACCGCUCCUGCCGACAACGUGGUAUUGAACGCCUUUGGACAAAAGGUCCGCAAACAGAAGGCCAAGAAGAGUGCAAACAACCAAAUGUGGUUGUGGUUGCCGAUCAAGUUCCGACCUGUGCCUAAGAAGGGCGAGUUCGAUGUGAAUCGUCUGAAGGACAGCACAUACUUUUUUUCAUGAUAUGUAUGACUUUGGGAAAAGAGAGGAAUUCGACAGCUCGAUGUUGAAAAAGAGCUGGUUUGCGAAUGGACUGUACUACCAUGUAUAUCAACGGCCUACUAUUAUGUACUUAUCUACGGGGAUGGGAAGAUACUGAUCCCACGAGAGUGAUGCUCUUCGUUUUCUCACUGAUGUACUGUAUAUUACUAUAUAAUCAGGAGGAGCAAAAAGAUACUUGAACAUUCA